Molecule: messenger RNA, 1362 nt
Organism: Gastrolobium bilobum
Lineage: Eukaryota; Viridiplantae; Streptophyta; Magnoliopsida; Fabales; Fabaceae
Product: glucose-1-phosphate adenylyltransferase large subunit 2, chloroplastic-like
Exons: 11
Coding region: 1-1362 (453 amino acids)
Biological process (GO): glycogen biosynthetic process
Molecular function (GO): glucose-1-phosphate adenylyltransferase activity
Source: RefSeq, a predicted model, not a curated record
AUGGAUUCAACUCUUGCAACCCUGAAUGCCAGUGCUAAUCUAGUUAGUAAUGGAGUAGGAAGAAACAGAGGAUCUGGAUUCUGGGGUGAGGGUAAAACGGGAAGUCUGAACAGAAGAUUUUGUAGUAUUCAACCAUGCAAGAGUUCUAAAACUAGAAAGUUCAAGCCUGGAUUUGCAUAUGCUGUUUAUACACCAGACAUCAACAAAGAUUCUGUGAUAUUCCAGGAACCAAUUUUUCAUAGUCCAAAAGCAAACCCAGAAAAUGUAGCUGCCAUCAUCUUGGGUGGAGGUGCUGGAACUCGACUCUUUCCUCUAACUAGCACAAGAGCUAAGCCCGCUGUUCCAAUAGGAGGGUGUUACAGACUCAUAGAUAUUCGGAUGAGCAAUUGCAUCAACAGUGGCAUCAAAAAAGUAUUCGUUUUAACACAGUUCAAUUCUUUCUCCCUCAAUGGCCACUUGUCUCGCACAUAUAAUUUUGGAAAUGGCGUGAACUUUGGAGAUGGUUUUGUGGAGGUCUUGGCUGCUACUCAAACUCCUGGAGAGGCAGGGAAGAAAUGGUUCCAAGGAACAGCUGAUGUUGUGAGACGAUUUAUAUGGGUUUUUGAGGAUGCUAGGAACAAGAAUGUUGAGCAUAUAUUGAUAAUUUCUAGUGAUCAUCUUUGCCGGAUGGACUAUAUGAAGAUUUUGGAGAAACAUAUCAGGACAAAUGCUGACAUCACAAUUUCAUGUGUACCCAUGAAUGAAAGCCGUGCAUCAGAUUAUGGGCUGCUGAAAAUUGAUAGAAUGGGACGGAUUAUGCAGUUUGCAGAAAAACCAAAAGGUUCAGAUUUGAAAGCAAUGCGUGUUGACACCACUCUACUAGGGUUGCCUUCAGAAGAAGCACAGAAACAUCCUUACAUUGCAUCAAUGGGUGUUUAUGUAUUUAGAACUGAGACCCUAUUGAAACUAUUAAGAUGGAGCUGUCCUUCAUGCAAUGACUUUGGAUCUGAACUUUUCCCAUAUGCUUUGAGGGAGCACAAAGUCCAAGCAUACUUGUUCAGGGACUAUUGGAAAGAUAUUGGAACUAUAAAGUCCUUCUUUGAUGCAAAUCUGGCCCUAACAGAACAGCAUCCAAAAUUUGAAUUCUAUGAUCCAAAGACGCCUUUCUUCACUUCCCCAAGAUUCCUACCACCCACUGAAGUAGUAAAAUGCAAGAUUGUGGACGCAAUUAUUUCUCAUGGUUGCUUCUUGAGUGAGUGUAGUGUUCAACGUUCCAUUGUUGGUGUGCGCUCACGUUUAGAGUCCGGUGCAGAGCUUCAGGUAACCUUAAUACAUUUUGUACUUUGCACCUUUUGUGGGGAGUGUUGGUGGAUAAUAUGUUGA